Messenger RNA from Oncorhynchus kisutch (coho salmon), 2705 nucleotides. RefSeq names its product adhesion G protein-coupled receptor L3. Gene Ontology annotation, cellular component: plasma membrane. Lineage: Eukaryota; Metazoa; Chordata; Actinopteri; Salmoniformes; Salmonidae. Gene Ontology annotation, molecular function: G protein-coupled receptor activity. The record is from RefSeq and is a predicted model, not a curated record. Gene Ontology annotation, biological process: adenylate cyclase-activating G protein-coupled receptor signaling pathway; cell surface receptor signaling pathway.
GUGUUGGUUGCGGUUGGACACAUAUUUUAUAUGGAGUUUCAUAGGCCCUGCCACGCUCAUAAUAAUGCUGAACGUCAUCUUCCUGGGUAUCGCCCUCUAUAAGAUGUUCCACCAUACAGCUAUCCUCAAACCAGACUCUGGGUGCCUGGACAACAUCAAAUCGUGGGUGAUUGGUGCCAUAGCUCUCCUCUGUCUGUUGGGUCUGACCUGGGCGUUUGGUCUGAUGUAUAUCAAUGAGAGCACAGUGAUCAUGGCCUACCUGUUCACCAUCUUCAACUCCCUACAGGGCAUGUUCAUAUUCAUCUUCCACUGUAUACUGCAGAAGAAGGUGCGUAAGGAGUAUGGGAAGUGUUUGCGUUCCCAUUGCUGUAGUGGUAAGAGUGUAGAGACCUCCAUCUCGUCCUCUGGAAAGAACCACACCACGUCUCGAACCCCAGGACGAUACUCCACGGGGUCGCAGGUCAUCUUGCCUGCCUGUACACCUGGACGCUACUCCACAGAAGACUCCCAGAGUCGUAUCAGGAGGAUGUGGAACGAUACAGUGAGGAAACAGGAGUCAUCCUUUAUGACAGGAGACAUCAACAGCUCAGCCACACUCAACAGAGGAGCGAUGGCUAAUCAUCUGUUAACUAAUACUCUCCUUCAUCCCCAUGGUUCUAACCAUCCUUAUAACUCUCUGCUGGGGGACACCAACCACCAAGCAGUCUGUAACAACCCCAACGUGGCUGGCAUGUACAACACACAAGCCCCCUACAGAGACACAAAGGGAAUCCUAAACAACGCGCGAGACACCGGCGUCAUGGAUACGCUCCCUCUCAACGGUAACCACGGCAACAACUACAGCGCGGCGAGCGGCGACUACCUCAGCGACAGCGUCCAGAUUCUGGAACGAGGCGGCGUCGGCGGUUACAGUACCUACGGCAACCACAAGGAGACGACGACGACGUUAGAAAAGCAGAUCCUUAAAGAGUUAACGUCCAACUACGCCCCUUCUUACUUGAACAACCACCAACGCUCGGCGACCACCGAACGCAACCACAACCUGAUGAAUAAGAUGGUCAACAUCGGCAAUGGCACCGGCAACGCGGGCGGCCUGGUCGGUAACGGCAGUAACGGAAUCGGAAUUGGUGGCGUAGUCGGCGGCGGGAGUAACCGUGACUACGACUUGAGUAACGACGGCGUCGACGUUAGUCACAUGGUGCUGGAUAACCCCAAUGCUGCUUUCCCAUUGGAUGAGAAUUUGGGAUUGGAGAUUAUAAGGGAGGAGUCGAACGCCCCCCUCCUCCCGCCCCGCCCUCUGCCUCCCCCGGACAGCCUCCCCCACGCUCACCCUCCUCCUCCGCCCCCCCAUAACUUCUCCCGCCCCCGUCGCAUCCCCCAGCAGGAGACCAGCGACAGCUUCUUCCCCCUCCUGACCAACGAGCAGACGGACGAGACGCCGCAGUCGCCCAAUCACAGAAACUCUCUAUACACCUCCAUGCCUGUGUUAACGGAUUUACCGGACGGCAACGGUAGUCAGGGGCAGAUGAACGGGUUAGCGGACGGCGAGAUGGACGACAGCGGGGAGAUUCAGGCCGGUACCAGCAGCGCCGGGAGCGGACCGGGGCCGGAGGCGGAUGAUGUUUACUAUAAGAGCAUGCCAAACCUGGGGUCCAGGAACCACCUCCACCAGCUCCACCAUUACUACCAGAUGGGGCGGGGGGGCAGCGACGGCUACAUGGUACCUGUCAACAAGGAGGAUUCUGAUUCGUCGCCCGAGGAGCCCCUGACCCCCGUUGACCCCUCCCAACUGGUCACGAGCCUAUAGACCAAUGAGAAGACUCUAAACCCCUUAUUUUCCGGGUCCCACCUUCUUUUUAGUCCCGCCUCCCAGAAUAGUUAUACGUUGAUGAUUGAUUGACAGUUGGCGCUGACCAAUGAAGGCCUGGUUGAACGCACUCGCUUCCUGAUUCUUUCCUGUGCUUAGUGACAAUAGGGAUGAUACUGAGCUAUCAUUGGCCGGAAGGGAGAUGAGAGAGGGAUUCGAUUGGAUAGAGAUGGAUUGUAAUUUAAACCAGAACGAACUAAACUGGGUGGCUCGAAACCGAGGAGGUUUUUUUUGUGUGAAUAUUCUUCAGGAAUGGAAAUAUGAAGUAGUUCCUGAAGGAGGGGAGGAUCUGUCAGGCCACCUGUCUUGAUAGACGUUCCCUGGGUCGUAGCCCAGACACAUCCUACCAUGGACCUGUAGCAGAUCCUAACUGAGUCUUUUUUUCACUGUCAAAACCCAUCAGACUGCUCUUCCAAGCCCUGGACACUGGUCGAAAGUAUCUAGCCAAUCGCCAGGCUUCUCCUUGUUCUUCUACUACCCGACCUGCCAAUAGAGUAGAGUAUGUAUGAUAAAAAAGCCCCGCCCCCUCACGUAACUAUUUUAUUAAGACGACAUGUUGUUGUAAACACUGUAACCAUGGCUACAGAUGACAGGGUAGUUCGAGGAGCUCCUAUGUGUUUUUACAACCGUCUCUUCCGCCUGUCUGAUGAACUGAACUGAACCGGAGGGUGGAAAGUUACAUUCAUCCUGUUCCUGCAAGGUCUACGAGACUCAACUGAACUUUACUGUUCGAUGUUGCAGAGGUUCCCUAAGUAUGAACUAGACAAAGAUGAAGGAUUAGAAAUGGACUGAAACAGAUGCAAACAGCAUUCUCCCCUCCAGGGUGGGGGGGGGGGGA